Octopus sinensis (East Asian common octopus) is the source of this 2848-nucleotide messenger RNA. RefSeq names its product parathyroid hormone/parathyroid hormone-related peptide receptor-like. Gene Ontology annotation, molecular function: peptide hormone binding; G protein-coupled peptide receptor activity. Gene Ontology annotation, cellular component: plasma membrane. The transcript has 13 exons. Lineage: Eukaryota; Metazoa; Mollusca; Cephalopoda; Octopoda; Octopodidae. The coding region runs from base 412 to 1977 and encodes 521 amino acids. Gene Ontology annotation, biological process: adenylate cyclase-modulating G protein-coupled receptor signaling pathway; cell surface receptor signaling pathway. The record is from RefSeq and is a predicted model, not a curated record.
GAAGAAGAAGAAAGAUGCAGAGGAGAAAAGAAAAGAGAAAAUGAAAGAAAAGUUGAAAGGGUGGAAGGGAUAGUUGAUGAGAAAACAAUCGGAAAAAGAAGAUAAGAAGUGAUAGGAAGUAGACACCACUAACACCGCCAAAACAGAACUAUUGAAUUAUUCCUUACCAGCACUUACACACAAAUAUUGUUUUUCGGAAAACUACAUAUGGAAAGACAUUCUGUGAAGUAUAGAAAAUAUCCCUCCUCAGCAAUUGUUAUCACACUAGAGUUUUACUGCAGCAGCAGAUGAGGAUAUUCAUGGCUUCCGUCGUACGAUAAAAACAAGUGCCAACCGGCAUUAUUAUUAACUUCGUCUAUUUUCUUUCUUCAUUACUUCAUCUGUGACAACUAAUUCUUCUUGAACUUGGACAUGAAGCUGAACAUUUGGUCAAAGCUCUCCUGCUUCAUUGUAAUACUUGCAUUAAAUUUGCACUUAAUUGAAGGAUAUAAGGAUCAACAAAUAGAACUGUUAAUCAAAGCCAAGAUGAAAUGUAACGAAUUAAUGCAGAAGCAUGAGUAUCCAACUUCGGGUAUAUUCUGUAACAUUACCUUCGACAACCUUCUAUGCUGGAAUUACACAAGUGCCGGGAGCCUAGCAAGGCAACGCUGUCCCACAUACAUCCACAAGUUCACGGAUAAGAGAUUUGCUACGAGACUUUGUUUACUCAAUGGAAAUUGGAGCCCGAGAGAUGGAUCCGAUGGCAACAUCACAAAAGGUUGGACGAACUUUUCUGAAUGCUUCGACAGAAGUGGAGAGGCGCCUACGUUUAUAAGGGAACACAUGCAAACCUGGCGGAUUAUCUACAAUGUCGGAUACAGCACAUCGCUAUUUUCUUUGCUUGUUGCAAUAUUUAUUAUGAUAUACUUCAGGAAGUUACAUAAUCAUCGCAACACCAUCCACAACAACCUUUUCAUCUCAUUCAUAUUGCGCGCCACUGUUUGUCUUUUAAGAGACAAUUUGUUUAUUCAAGGUGUAGCCUUUGAAUCGGAUUUGGUUAAAAACGAAGACGGACGCUUAUAUUUCAACGAAAAUAUUACACAUUGGCAGUGCAAACUGUUUUACACUUUCUUCUAUUACUCACUACUGGCCAACUACACUUGGAUCUUGGUCGAAGGGCUGUACAUCCAUGCUUUACUCUUCUGGUCUGUAUUCAAUAAGAAACAUAACUUUUACUGUUAUAUUUCAUUUGGAUGGCUUUCACCGUUUUUCUUUCUGGUUCCAUGGAUUAUUGUCAGAAUCGUGUAUGAAAAUUUUUUCUGCUGGAAUACUCACCCGACGUCAUCAUACUGGAUAUUUAAUUCAGCUAUUAUGGCUUCUAUAAUAGUAAACUUCAUAUUUUAUAUAAAUAUUAUCCGAAUGAUUUUCCAGAAGAUUUACGUAAAUGCCCGACCACAGAUCUCUCAGUAUACACGUUUGGCCAAGUCAACAUUAAUACUCAUUCCACUGUUUGGUGUGCAUUACAUCAUCACAUUGCUUAUUCCAGAGAAGGGUGUCAGCGAUCUCACUAAAAUUGCUAAAAUAUACCUUGAGCACAUCUUUAGCUCUUUCCAAGGACUAAUGGUUGCUAUUUUGUUUUGCUUCCUGAAUGAGGAGGUUCAAACUGAAAUCAAGAUGGCCUGGAAACAGAAAAUAGAAAGAAAAAGUUUCCACCACUCAAGGACAAUCACAACUUUUUCGUCACUUACUAGAGAACGACAAACAGAUAUUGCCACGAACGACAGCGCCAGAUGCAGUAUACACUCCGAAACACAAUCUCCAAACUUAGGUUUGGAUUGUGCUACAAGUUGGGGAGAACAAUCUUCUACAAAUACCGUCGGAAAUCAAUAUUUAGUCUCCGACGAAGCUGGAAUCAGGCGAUCAGAAACAAGUGAAACAUAUGUUUCAAGAAAAGAUACAGAAGCUAUGCGUUUAUCUCCAAAAGUUUCACAGAAAUGACUUUAAUUAGAAACAGAACCCUAAACGGCUGCCUAAAUAGUUUCUCGGUCAUUUUUAAUUGUUCGUUUUAGAGAUUGCCAAAUUUUUACCUUUCCAUUUUUAUUUGGUUAUCAUUUUCCAUUUAUGUCUAUAUAUGCAUUUAUUCUCCAAUUUUUAGUUUUCAUUGUUAAAUAUUUUUCGGUCAAAAGUAAAAUUAAAUUAAAAGUUCUAAAAUAUCUAUGCAUGCAGUUCUAGAGUUAUGGCGGUAAUUAUAAUUUCGGAAUUGCUAUAACGGUUUAAAGUUAUGAUCGAAUGAAUAGGAAUUUUUAACGAUUACGCAACUUUCGAGGAUUUACGUUAGUAAUUCAGAGAGAAUGCUGAAUAGAAGAACUGGUAGAACGCUAAACGAAAGUUGUUUCUUUUUUAUUUUUACAUUCUCGUUUCAAUUCUUAGCGAGUCAGUAUUGUAACUAUAGAGUGGUGACAAAAUACUAGUGUUAUUCCGUUAUACUUCCUUACGUUCUGAGUUAGAAUCGAGAUCGACUUUCCCUUGCAUCUCAGAGAUCGGUAGUGGAAGGUGGAAGAGCCAGUAAUAUACUAAUAGCGGACCGAUUAAAUUUGUGGGCUACUGUUAAAUUCAGAAAGGAACAUUGUAAAUCAAAUAUCUUAGUGUUGGGUAACCGUGUUGGGUUACGCAGUUUCGGGUUUCCCUUCAGUGCAUGACACCAUGAGCAACGUCAAGUGAAUUCAAUCUUUUGAGUAUUAUUAAGCAGACGGAAUCACCUCCUCUCUUUCACAAACACUUUUCAACGCCCCACGCCAUAAUUUUGCUAAAUUAAAUAUAUCAUAUGCACAUAAGCACACACACACACACACACACACACACACACACA